AUGGGGCCCAACAGAAUCGAUGUCCAUCACCACUUUGUCCCAGACUUCUACCGUCAAGGUAAUAUUGCGUUUCCCAGGAACUUUAUGUCUGGCCCACUAACAAUUCAUACUUUAAUAGCUGUAGAGGCUUCCGGCGGAGAUCCAUCUGGGUGGUUUAUUCCCGAAUGGACAAAGGAGUUGGAUCAAAAAGUCAACGACAAAUUUGGUAUCACUACUGCCAUUCUUUCUCUUACGGCUCCAGGAGCUUGUAUAUUGCAAGAUCCCCAGGCCGCUGCCAACUUGGCCCGGCAAGCCAAUGAGUUCUGUGCCAAAUUGCGAGAUGAGAGGCCUGAUCGCUAUGGCUUCUUCGCUGCGCUGCCAAAUCUCUUGGACGAGGAGCUCGCGCUCAACGAGAUUGCCUAUGCCUAUGACGUUCUCAAGGCGGAUGGUGUGGUCCUGUUCACACGCUAUGGAAAGAGCAACCACUACCUUGGCCAUCCGGACUUCAAGGGCAUUUGGGCAGAGCUGAAUCGCCGCUCUGCCGUAAUUCUCGUUCAUCCUACUCACCCGGUUGAUACCUCCCAAGUCAGCGGCCUACCACAGCCGGUCAUUAGGUAUCCAUUCGAGACGACCCAGACCGCCAUCGACAUGCUACACAACAAGACAGUCCGUAACAACCCGAAUUGCAAGAUCAUCUUAUCACACGCUGGCGGUACCCUGCCAUAUCUUAUUGGCCGCCCGACAAGUGUGAUAAACAAAACUAAGGAAGACGCCGAUGCAUUCUGGGAGGAUGCUCGCAGCUUCUAUUACGACACUGCCGUCUCUGGGACAGAAAACGUACUGUGUAUUCUGGAGAAGUUUGCCAAACCUGGUCAUAUACUCUAUGGCAGCGAUACUCCGUACGCAAAUAAUGAUAUAAUCGGCUUCCAUACAUCCCGGCAGGAUGCGUACCCAUUUCAAGAUUCAGCCCUGGCCGCUCAGGUAAAUCGUGAGAAUGCUCUAGCAUUGUUCCCAAGGCUGAACGGUCAACUCUUGAACUAG
This is a messenger RNA of Trichoderma gamsii, 1020 nucleotides long. RefSeq names its product amidohydrolase. The record is from RefSeq and is a predicted model, not a curated record. The transcript has a single exon. Bases 1 to 1020 code for a protein of 339 amino acids. Gene Ontology annotation, cellular component: cytoplasm; cytosol. Gene Ontology annotation, molecular function: carboxy-lyase activity; hydrolase activity. Gene Ontology annotation, biological process: secondary metabolic process. Lineage: Eukaryota; Fungi; Ascomycota; Sordariomycetes; Hypocreales; Hypocreaceae.